GUCACGACACAUUUCGUGUAAUGGAGUGUAAAGUUUUGUAACAUUUUUCUGUUUGUGAUUUAAUUUCAAUAAAUGAAACAAAAAUGAGUUUUUUGCGAAGAAUUAUUAAUCCAGCACUCGUUACCCGUGUAUUUAAACAGGAUAUUAUUCAUAGACCAAUACACUUUUGUGUUUAUCAACAUGUAAACAUAACCUCUAAACUAGUAGAAUUGUAUUCUAACAAUACGAAUUAUACAACAGUGCGUUGGAAAUCAAAAAAGAGACAAUACGAUUCAGACGACGAGGAAAUUGUACUAGAGGAUGAUUCGUCUCUCUCGAAAGAUUCAAAAGUAGUCAAAUUUUCUACCACUUCAAUGAGAACUGAUGUAGUAUUGAAAUCAGCACUUAGUAUAUCAAGAAAUAAAGUGGAACAAAUGUUUUAUGAAAGUAAAAUCAGAGUCAACGGAAAGAAAAUCUUAAAGAAAAGCGCUUCGGUAAGGCUGGGUGAUGAAGUAGAUGUCAUAAAGAUGGUGAGCCCUAAGAAUCCAGAUCACAUUUAUGUGUCCAGAGUAGAAAUCCUAGAUGUAGCAGCUAAAGAAGAGAGCAUUCAAGUUACAGCAAGGAGGUUCAAACACUUGCUCAUAGAGAACUAUGAAAAUGACCCUAUAAAAACUUCGGAAGAAGUUUAGUAAAAAUGAUUCCCUAUAUUUAUUAUUCCUGGGAUGUGUACAAUAAUAGUUAAACUUUCUGCAAUUUUCUAAUAUGCGACAAAGAGCAUUAGACCUGAUGAUGUCGAAAAAAAGGCAGACCUAGUAUCUUGUGUCAACAACUGUGGCACCUCGCUGACUACUAUAACGUUACACACAUAACAUAAACACAUUGACACAAAGGAAAUCUGUAUUUUUCUGAAGUCUGGUAAUGUGGUAACCCAUUUCACACAUACAAAAAGAAACCACUGACAUUUUGGUACAUUAAUGAUUUCUAAGUAACUUUAUGUUCGUCUUUUUUUUAACAUUCUUGAUUAGGCUAUGAUUUUGGUGUAGGUAGAAAAGAAUGUGACAAAAUAUAGCUCUUAA
Molecule: messenger RNA, 1055 nt
Organism: Spodoptera litura
Lineage: Eukaryota; Metazoa; Arthropoda; Insecta; Lepidoptera; Noctuidae
Product: mitochondrial transcription rescue factor 1
Biological process (GO): regulation of mitochondrial transcription
Cellular component (GO): mitochondrion
Molecular function (GO): RNA binding
Source: RefSeq, a predicted model, not a curated record